AUGGCAGACGCUGGACAAAGGCGAGGAGAGCUGUGGAGAGUUGCUUUAUGCUUUUUGCUGCUGUUGUGUUUCGCUGAGCGGAUUUCUGGACAAAUCAGAUAUUCGGUGCCAGAGGAGGCAAAAAAGGGAACAGCAGUCGGAAACGUUGCUAAAGACCUGGGAUUGGACGCGAGUAGUUUGGUCCAGAGGCGAUUUCGAGUGGUUUCUGGAUCUAAAGACGCUCUGUUUCAGGUUAACCAGAACAAUGGCGUGCUGUAUGUUGAAAAGGAAAUCGACAGGGAGACACUGUGUGAUGUCAAUGAAGCCUGUGUGGUAAAUUUAAAGAUUGCAGUUGAAAAUCCUUUAGAAAUACAUCACGUUAGCGUUGAAAUAACAGAUUUAAACGACCAUGCGCCCGCAUUCGCAGAUACAGAGGUGACAUUGGCAAUUACUGAGAAUACGCUACCCGGAGCUCGAUUUCAGCUGCAAAAAGCACAUGAUCCUGACUUGGGAGUAAAUACUGUCCGGUUGUAUAAAUUAAGCCAAAAUGAACACUUUGAUUUGGAAAUAAGGGACAGAGGGGAGGAUAAACUCCCCUUUUUAGUACUACAGAAACCCCUCGACAGAGAGAAGAAAGCGCAGCACACAUUAGUUCUGACAGCUACCGAUGGGGGCAGUCCACCCAGAAAAGGUACAUUGAAUAUAACAGUUUCUGUACUUGACAUCAACGACAACCGUCCUGUCUUUAGCCAGGAUGUAUACUCAACGACACUAAACGAAAACGUUGCUGCUGGAACAACUGUGAUGAAAGUGUCUGCAACUGACCUAGAUGAGGGAACAAACAGUGAAAUUACGUAUUCCUUUGGCAGUGGAAUGACUGCAAAGAUUUUGGACACCUUUAAUUUGGGCAGCACCACUGGGGAAAUUGUAGUAAAAGGUGAAGUAGAUUUCGAGAAGAAUUCUGUUUACAAAUUGGACAUUCAGGCAUCUGACAGUGGCACACCACCUACAACUAGUGAUUGUAGAGUUAUAGUUAAAGUUCAAGACGUAAAUGACAACCAACCCGAUAUUGAGGUGAUGUCUUUGUCCAACGUGGUGUCUGAGGACAGUAAGCCAGGAACUGUCAUUUCACUCAUUAGUGUGACAGAUGAGGACUCGGGUCGAAAUGGCAAAGUGCAGUGCACUAUAUCUGAAAACGUGCCAUUUGAAUUGAAACCCUCAGUUCAAGACAACAUGUAUUCACUGGUGACAAAAGAACGUCUAGACAGAGAGGGUCAAUCCCAUUAUGACAUCACAAUAACAGCGGUCGAUUUUGGACAGCCACCUUUAUCCACAUUUAAGACUUUUAGCAUUGAUGUGUCAGAUGUUAAUGACAACAGCCCAGAAUUUCAACAAAAUCCUCUCGAACUGUAUUUAUUCGAAAAUAACGCAGCGGGUGCGUCAAUAUUCUCAGUCUCUGCAUUUGAUAAAGAUGUCAAUGAAAAUGCAGACAUCAAAUAUAACAUUAUCAGAGGAGAUGGAUCUAAGACAGACAUGUCCUCUUUCCUCAACAUCAACCCUGAUAACGGACACAUACACGCACUCAAAAGCUUCGACUACGAGACUUUAAAAAAGUUUACAUUCCAUGUGCUAGCUACUGACUCUGGCAGUCCGUCCCUUAGCACCAACGCCACAAUAAAUGUGUAUAUUCUGGACCAGAACGACAAUCUUCCCGUUAUCUUGUCCCCAGUCAGUGCUAACGGCUCUGCUGAGGGCGUGGAGGAGAUCCCACGCAAUGUGAACGGAGGACAUUUAGUGGCUAAAGUUAGGGCAUAUGACGCUGACACUGGAUACAAUGGAUGGCUACUAUUUUCUCUACAUGAAGUAACUGACCACACUUUAUUUAGCCUGGAUCGGUAUACGGGACAGAUAAGGACUAUGCGAGCAUUCACUGAAACAGACGAGGCUGAACACAAACUAGUUAUUCUAGUCAAAGACAACGGGAACGUCUCUCUGUCAGCAACGGCCACCGUGAUUGUAAAAGUUGUGGAACCAAAAGAAGCAUUUGCAGCAUCUGAUCUGACAACAAUCGUUAACGACGAGGAAGACAACGUCACUUUCUAUUUGAUCAUAACUCUGGGUUCUGUCUCGGUGCUUUUUGUAAUCAGCAUCAUCGUCUUGAUAGCUAUGCAGUGUUCAAAAUCCACAGACUACUCGUCCAAAUACUUGCAGGACACGAACUAUGAUGGAACUUUAUGCCACAGCAUCCAGUACAGAUCUGGAGACAAGAGGUACAUGCUGGUUGGACCCAGAAUGAGUAUCGGUUCCACUAUAGUUCCUGGCAGCAAUGCGAAUACUCUGGUUGUGCCUGAUCGCAGGAGUAGAACUUCUGUAGAGGUAAGGGCUGAUUUCAUUUCAUACUUAGGACCCCAAAAGCAGACGGUGUCGCUGUCGCAUAGUCUAAUGUCACUAACGCUUAACCCAGCCCCGUCCUUUACGCACGAGCAUUGUUCUCGUUCCGAGACGCAGAGGAACGAGCAGUCGGUGCGAUUCAGUCGGGGAUUCUGUGUUCGUGGAUAUGUCGAUGUCUAA
Molecule: messenger RNA, 2550 nt
Organism: Engraulis encrasicolus (European anchovy)
Lineage: Eukaryota; Metazoa; Chordata; Actinopteri; Clupeiformes; Engraulidae
Product: protocadherin beta-15-like
Exons: 2
Coding region: 1-2550 (849 amino acids)
Biological process (GO): homophilic cell-cell adhesion
Cellular component (GO): plasma membrane
Molecular function (GO): calcium ion binding
Source: RefSeq, a predicted model, not a curated record